This is a messenger RNA of Paraphaeosphaeria sporulosa, 1487 nucleotides long. RefSeq names its product CRAL/TRIO domain-containing protein. Gene Ontology annotation, molecular function: phosphatidylinositol transfer activity. Gene Ontology annotation, cellular component: cytosol; plasma membrane; cortical endoplasmic reticulum. Gene Ontology annotation, biological process: Golgi to plasma membrane protein transport; regulation of exocytosis. Bases 73 to 1176 code for a protein of 367 amino acids. The transcript has a single exon. Lineage: Eukaryota; Fungi; Ascomycota; Dothideomycetes; Pleosporales; Didymosphaeriaceae. The record is from RefSeq and is a predicted model, not a curated record.
CCUCGAAACUCACCGCAACUUGCACCCACUCUUUCCACUGAAAGUCAUAGCAACGAGCGGAAAUCCGUGAAAAUGGCGAGCAAACCUGAAGAGCCCUCAACUUCUCACUCAGACGCUGCGGUUGCGCCUGUUGAGAAACAAUCCGAAGCACCAAACAGCGCCUCAACGCCCCAAGCUCCCGUGACCGAGAAGCCAACGGCCCUUCCCGCAGAUCCUAGCGAGCAACCCAAUGGCGACAAACUUCCAGAACCCAAGACGGACGAGGCCACUGCAGCUGCUGCGCCCAUUCCCGCCCCAGCCCCCGCAGCUUCUGCAGGAGACGCCAAAUCCUCUCCUGCUAGCCCAUCGUGGCCGGAGACUCCUGCGGAGCACCCUCUCACCAAGUUCUUUGGCCAGAUCGAAGCUCUGACCAAAGAAGCCGCUCAUAACGAAGUAUAUGGAGUCACACUCUCGCCCACCGACGAGUUUCACACGAAGCUUAUCCUGCAGAAGUUCCUGCGCGCCAAUCAGAAUGACCUUGACAAGGCUAAGCAACAGCUCUUGGAUACACUUAAAUGGCGUAAAGAAUUCGACCCGACCAAAGCUGCUGGUGAGACGUUCGAGAAGCACAGCUUCGAGGGACUAGGCUGGGUCAUCCAGGUCGAAGGUGUGCCAGAGAGCACGAACAAGAGCGAUGUGGUUACCUUCAACAUCUACGGGGCAGUGAAGGACAACAAGAAGACUUUUGGCGACCUCGACGCCUUCCUGCGCUGGCGUGUCGGCCUCAUGGAGCGGUCAGUCCAGCAUCUCAACCUCUCAUCAGCCACCCAGCCUAUCCCCGAUUUUGGCGCAGGUCCCGACCCCUACCAAGGCAUCCAAGUGCACGACUAUCUCCAAGUUUCCUUCCUCAGGCAAGACCCGCUUGUCAAGACUGCAACGAAGAAGACUAUCGAGGUGCUCGGCCGCUACUAUCCCGAGACACUGUCGCGCAAGUUUUUCGUCAAUGUGCCGCUCGUUAUGGGCUGGGUGUACCAGGCUGCCAAAAUGAUUGUAAGCAAGGAGACAGCGAAGAAAUUCACUGUGCUGAGCUACGGGAAUGCGCUGGCUGGCGAGCUAGGGAAGGGGCUGCCGAAGGAGUAUGGCGGUGAGAAGGGCGCAUUGAGCGAGAUUGGAGAGGGGAUGAAGCUCGAGGGCUGAGGCAGUCAUGCAUCCAAAGGAGAGAGAUGAUUUGCCCAGAUUGACAGCAUUAUAGUGGGAGGUGGAAGUUGUGAAUCGUAAUGGCAGGGGAUCUUGGGUGCUUUAGCAGCGUUGAUAUUUGCACGCCACCGUACAUAUACCCCAGUCAUUCGUACUAUGGAUUGGAACGCAUUUCCCAGAACACACCUCAAUGCUGUGAUAGUGCAUUCACUCGCAAGGCACAUCGGCAGUUGAUGUGUACGUCACUGACUCUUGCAACCCGAACAGCUUUUGAGUCGAAGGGAUGGCCGGCAUACAGUGUAUUCUCUGCC